Staurois parvus is the source of this 302-nucleotide messenger RNA. NCBI's taxonomy places the organism in Eukaryota, Metazoa, Chordata, Amphibia, Anura, Ranidae. The record is from the annotation of a GenBank genome assembly.
GCCGUCCGCCUGCUGUUUAUAAACGGCAGGGCGGCGGCACUCCAGGGGUGGGUUGCCGUUCAUAAACGGCACCCGCCUUUUCUAGCUGUGCGCGCUCCCUGGGUGAAACACCGAUCGUCGGAUGAGACCUCUGUACGAGGUCCCAAUCAUGUGAUCACUGAUUGGCCAAUCAGUGAUCACUUGUGACAUCAUUGCUUACUGCGUGUGAAAUCUGUGAAUGAUCACAGAGGUCACAUGGUACAAGGCUAUUCACAACAGCCUUGUACCAUGUGACAAGGUGUGACCAAUCACAGCUCACUCAG